AAAAUUCAACCAAUCCAAACUUAUUUGGUAAAAUUUGAAAUGUAAUCUUCCAAACUUUUUGUAAUCCAAUGCCGACUACUGUUUUCAUACCCAAACCACCCCAAAUUCCUUACAAAUACAAUUUUACACCAACCUCCGCCGCGAAACUCGUCGAAAUCUACCCGAAAUUCGCCUGAGAUAUUCCUUUUUGGGUAAUCCAAUCGACUGAAAAAGACAAGUUAAAGGGAAUAGAAGGAGGCGAUUACCUUGAAAAGUUGAAGAUGGGGAAGAAAAGGAAGUCUCUAGCAUCGAGCCUUGAUGAGGUGGAUCGAACCAUGUAUUCGACUUUCUGUAGCGCUGCAAACUCCCUUUCUCAGCUUUAUACACAGGCUAUGAACCAACAGAAACUUUCCUUCCUUUCCGGUGAACGCCACGGAAUGGAAAAACUGUAUCAAUGGAUCUUGAGGCAACAAGAGGGUGGAUCCAGAGUAACAACUGUUGACAUAAUGAACUACCUGCAGUCUGAAUUGGAUUAUAAUGGAGAGGACCAGUCGAUGUCGCCUAGGCCACCGCCUCAGCAUCCCCAACCGUUGCAUUUUGCAAACUCAGGCUUCCAUGUCUCUUCAGGUCCAAUCGGCGUAGCAACUCCAGGACAUGGCUUACGAUCUGAUCAUGAUCAGCAACCAAAGAACAAUGUUUUCUCGAAUGCUCUUUCAAGUCCCGUUCGCCGAAGCCUACAAAAUUAUCACAUUGCUCAAGGGGGUCACUUUUCGAACAAUGCUCAACCUCCCAACGCUACAAGACACAGCGAAACUAACUCUCAACACCAAAAUAGAGAUUCUAAUAGUUAUAACUCUGCUGAUGCAUCCAUGGAUAUGCAUUCUGAUAGUCCAGGUCAUGACUCUACCUAUUGAUGACAUAAUGUUUUGGAAGGAAGCUGGCUUUUGGCAUGCCUGGGUGGUCAGACUGCAAGUUCAGGUAAGUUGACGUAUACUGUUGUGCAGGUUUUAAAGUAGAUUAUGAAAUUGGCUGCUUGACGAUGAGACGAGAAGUGUCCAGACAUCAAUAUCAUCAUGCUAUUGCUCAUCGAUAAACUGCUAUUUGAUGAACACCAUACCUUUUGAAUUCACUCCUGUUUUCAGACCGGCUAGUCUUGUUUUGGAUCUUUUGUGAUAUUUGUGAAUUGUUUCAUUAGUUACUAAACUAUGUGAUUUAUGUCGUGUUGUUGGUUGCUUAUGUUUCUGCUUUUCUACUGAAGUAGCAGAAUGGAAUAUUUCAUAGACCAAUUUGCCAAUGAUUCUACAAGUUAUGCCAAUGUAAACAUAGAUAUAACCUUUGCAAUCGAAGUGAAAAUAGAGCAUAAUUCAUGGGCUUGUAA
This is a messenger RNA of Solanum dulcamara, 1357 nucleotides long. RefSeq lists its product as uncharacterized. NCBI's taxonomy places the organism in Eukaryota, Viridiplantae, Streptophyta, Magnoliopsida, Solanales, Solanaceae. The record is from RefSeq and is a predicted model, not a curated record. Bases 261 to 893 code for a protein of 210 amino acids. The transcript is spliced from 3 exons.